Molecule: messenger RNA, 1370 nt
Organism: Trematomus bernacchii (emerald rockcod)
Lineage: Eukaryota; Metazoa; Chordata; Actinopteri; Perciformes; Nototheniidae
Product: hydroxycarboxylic acid receptor 2-like
Exons: 1
Coding region: 56-1030 (324 amino acids)
Biological process (GO): G protein-coupled receptor signaling pathway
Cellular component (GO): membrane
Molecular function (GO): G protein-coupled receptor activity
Source: RefSeq, a predicted model, not a curated record
CCUUGAAGGGGUUAUUUGUCUCAUCUGCAGGCAGCGAGGCAGCACAUAACUCAACAUGAGAUGCGAAUUCAACGGCACUCUGCUCACCAGCGUGCUCCCGCCACUGCUGAUGACAGAGUUUGUUUUGGGAGUCGUUGGCAAUGGUUUGGCUCUCUGGAUCUUCUGCUUCCACAUGAAGCCCUGGAAGAGCAGCACAGUGUUACUCUUCAACCUGGCAAUGGCUGAUUUCAUGCUGAUCGUGGCAUUGCCUUUCCGUGCAAGCUACUACUUCUCUGGGAUCAAGUGGCCGUUUGGAACCCCUCUGUGCAACAUCUGCCUCUUCAUGUUGGCCCUGAACCGCACUGGAAGCAGCAUCUUCCUCAUGGCCAUCGCUGUGGACAGGUACAUGCGAGUGGUGCACCCCCAUCACUCCAUCAACUCUCUGAGCAUCCCUAAAGCCAUGUGUGGAGCACUUGGACUGUGGCUGAUAACUUUCUCAAUGACAGUUAAUAUUUUUAGUCUGCAACACAUCAACACGACCUAUUGCGAGAGCUUCACGAUCAAGACUGAAGCCUCGCUCUAUCUGAACUGGCACACGUUUGUGUUUAUCUUCUCCUUCUACAUGCCUCUGCUUGUGAUUCUCUACUGCACGAUCCAGAUCAUCAGACACCUGAGACGGAGACAGUUGUCCCAGGAAGCAAAGAUUAAAAAGGCUCUUUGCUUCAUCGUAGUCGUGGCGGUGAUCUUCAUCGUUUGCUUCCUCCCGAGCAACAUCACGCAGCUGAUCAUUUGGAUCAAGACCCAGCAGUUAGCCGGAAACCUCUCGGGACCUGAAGUCUGCCAGGCGAUGGAUAACCUGACCACCGUGUUUUACCUCAGCAUCAGCCUGACGUAUCUCAACAGCGUGUUGGACCCUGUGGUUUACUACUUCUCGAGCCCUACCUUCAAGAACAUCUGCAGGAAAGCUCUGCAUCUGUCCCAAGUAGACUACCCUGAGAGUUCAGAGAAGAAAACUCGAGAGACAGGCUCCCAGUCGAUCAGCCAGCUGUGAUCACAACAUCCAGGAAACAUUGAGAUGGAUGCAGCUUAAAGUUUGACCAAAAGUGAUGAGAUCUUUUUAAAGUUUUCAUGUGAGUUCUGCAGCCAACCAGAUAUCUUUAACUUACCUUUCUUAUACAGCAGUUAUCCAGUAUGUGACUGCGCUUACAUUUUUUUAAUUGUCUUGCACACAUAUGGUAUUGUCAUUUUGUAAAGUUGUGUUGUGGUUUACUUUUUAAUAUAUUGAUGGCACAUUUGUAGUCAUUUUGCUAAACACAUAUUUUAUCCAACUUAUACAAAUACCAAACUAUGCCGUAUAAAGUCAAAAGUAAAACAUUUUGCUGUUGUUAUUA